GCGGGCUGCUGGCCGGAAGUGGGGUGUUUGUGGUUGCGCUGAGGGGACUUCGGCGGGGAGGUGAGGAGCUGCUGCUUCCCGCGGUUGCGGGCUCCGGGCGAGGCUGUCCCCUCCGCCGGGUAUUUUCAUCUGGCAAAAAUGGGUGAACCUCAACAAGUGAGUGCCCUUCCUCCACCUCCAAUGCAAUAUAUAAAAGAAUAUACUGAUGAAAAUAUCCGUAAAGGCCUGGCUCCAAAGCCGCCUCCACCUGUGAAAGACAGUUACAUGAUGUUUGGUAAUCAGUUUCAAUGUGAUGAUCUGAUUAUUCGACCCUUGGAGAGCCAGGGAAUUGAACGGCUACAUCCUAUGCAGUUUGAUCAUAAGAAGGAAUUACGAAAACUUAAUAUGUCUAUCCUGGUCAACUUUUUGGACCUCUUGGAUAUCUUGAUAAGGAGUCCAGGGAGUAUAAAGCGAGAGGAGAAAUUGGAAGACUUGAAACUGCUUUUUGUUCAUGUUCAUCAUCUUAUAAAUGAGUAUCGCCCUCACCAAGCUAGGGAGACACUGAGAGUCAUGAUGGAGGUGCAGAAACGUCAGCGUUUGGAAACGGCAGAGCGAUUUCAGAAGCACUUGGAGCGAGUUGUAGAGAUGAUUCAGAACUGCCUGGCUUCCUUGCCUGAUGAUCUGCCACAUUCAGAGGGAGGACUGAGAGUGAAGGUGGAAACAAUGGAUGCUGAUGAUGGCAGCAGCUGUACUGGACAGAACGAAAAACAAAGAGAACGUUCCGGUGGCAGGAGAGAUCAGGUUUUAGACAAAGAUGCAGCUAUGUGUAGCAUUAUUGAUGAAAUGACAUGAAGAAAACACUUUUUUGUGUUAGCUUGCUGUAGUGAGAGGCAGAAUGCAUUCUGAGGAUAUAUGUUGCAUUUUGUUUUGCUGCUGUACAAGCAGACAAGCUUUGUUGUCCAAACAGAUGAAAAUGUUUAAUUAUUUUGUGAGCUGUGUGUUUAUUGGUAGAAACAAAAAAAAAUACUUGUUAUUAAAUGUAUCAUGUGAGCUGGUAGCCACAGAUUAAAUUUAGUUUUUUCUGUUGUACUUUCAUUUGUCACUUUCUGCUUUUUUUUGGUAUGUUUCACGUUUUAAUUGCUUUAUAGUGUGGAAGCAAGUAAGAGAUCUGACCGAGAGGAAUUGCAGUUGGCAGUUCCUCCAUUUCAAAUAAGUGCUAGUUUUUUACAAUUUCAGGGAGUCCUUUCAGGAAUGUGUAAUUCGAUAUUAAAAUCAGUGUGAAGUCUGCAAAAUUGAUUCCUUUCUAGUUUUGUAAUAAUACAACUGUACUAAAGAGAACCUAGAAGUUCCUUUAUUACUGAUGUAAUGUGCUGUAAUUUGCUUUAUAGAGACACACUGUCAGGAAGCUCAGUAACUAAAUGAAUUAAAAUUAAUUGGAUUUUAAUUUUCUUAGAUGUAAAUCAUAACUAGUCUUGAGCUUACAAAAAUGCCUACUUUUUUUUAACAAAUAGAUGCUUAGACUAACUUGCAUUUCCUGCAUGGUUAAUAUACGUGCAUGAAAUGAAUCAUUUUGCAGUGCAGAUACUUUGUAUUUGCCUUUUAGGUGAGCUCUGUACCCAGCUGAGUGUUUUUCUCAGGAAGGAGAGUCUGAUUGGUUAAUUAGCCUUUAUACUAAUUAGGACCUUCUAAGUUUGAAAGAACCUGCAAGUAUUCCAUCAAGUGGAAGCCAUUUGAGUUGGAUUAACCCACAUAGCAAGAUGAAAAGAGUAAUUGGAUAGUGAAGUGACUUCUUUACCCUGCCCCUCCUACUUUUGUCUUUCUGCCAUGUAACACCGUAGUACGUGUGUUUUCUAAAGAAUGUACAGCAGUUAAAAAACAGGUCAACGUCACGUGUGAGACAACUUGCACAAACUCUGUUUUUAACUAUGAUUUAACAAGCUGUGUCCCUGUUUCACUUUGCAAUUCUGUUGUUUUCAGAAAUGUUACUUAAAUGGGCAGGCAAAAGUACUCAGUUGUUGGGUGGUGGGUAUUGAGCUCAGUGCAGAUGAAGAUGAAAUGAACUGGAGCAAGCCUGUGACUCACUGGAGGACAUCAUCUGCUAUUUUAAGCGUGCGUGACUGUAAGUAACAAUAAAGAAGUAGAAACAUG
This is a messenger RNA of Grus americana (Whooping crane), 2127 nucleotides long. It is a transcript of the gene MED7, whose product is annotated as mediator complex subunit 7. Gene Ontology annotation, molecular function: transcription coregulator activity. Gene Ontology annotation, cellular component: mediator complex. The transcript has 2 exons. Bases 139 to 831 code for a protein of 230 amino acids. Gene Ontology annotation, biological process: regulation of transcription by RNA polymerase II. Lineage: Eukaryota; Metazoa; Chordata; Aves; Gruiformes; Gruidae. The record is from RefSeq and is a predicted model, not a curated record.